Messenger RNA from Paramecium primaurelia, 350 nucleotides. NCBI's taxonomy places the organism in Eukaryota, Ciliophora, Oligohymenophorea, Peniculida, Parameciidae. The record is from the annotation of a GenBank genome assembly.
GUUGAAUGGCAGAACAAAUCACAUGUGAAAAUUCAAUAUACUCAAAAUAACAGACUUAUAGAAAAGAAAACAAAAUAAAAGAUGUUUUAAUUAGACCAUAUAAUUACAAUUGUAAUUAUUUAAUAUCAUCUUAGGCUAAUUAGAUUAAUAUAAUGUGAAAUUAUGUGGAUUAGUAUUUGAUGCAAUUGGAGUCCCAGAUUUUUUUGUAUAAAAUGAAGAUGUAUAGAACACUUCAACAGAUGUGUUCCAAUGAUUAAAGUAUAUUCGUUAUAUUAUAUUGAUCUAAGAGUCCUAAGAGUAUUAAAAAAAGGUCUCAUAAUUUUAUUCUUGCCAACAACAUCAUAUAUGGG